CCCUCUUCUACCCUGAAGGAAGAAACCCAGGUGAAGAAAAACCAUGCCUUUGUUUAGUAAAUCCCACAAAAAUCCUGCUGAGAUUGUGAAAGUUCUGAAAGAAAACAUGGCCAUAUUGGAAAAACAAGAAAAAAAGACAGACAAGGCAUCAGAGGAAGUGUCAAAAUCUCUGCAAGCAAUGAAGGAAAUUCUGUGUGGGACCACAGACAAAGAGCCACCUACAGAAACUGUGGCUCAGCUGGCACAAGAGCUAUACAACAGUGGCCUUCUAGUGACACUCAUUGCCAACCUGCAGCUGAUAGACUUUGAGGGAAAAAAGGACGUUUCCCAGAUCUUUAACAACAUCCUGAGGAGACAGAUUGGCACACGCAGCCCUACUGUGGAAUACAUUAGUGCCCAUCCUCAUAUCCUGUUCAUGCUUCUAAAAGGUUACGAGUCCCCAAAUAUUGCCUUACGCUGCGGAAUUAUGCUGCGAGAGUGCAUCCGGCAUGAGCCCUUGGCCAAACUCAUCCUCUUCUCAGAGCAGUUUAGAGACUUUUUUAAAUAUGUGGAAUUGUCAACGUUUGACAUAGCUUCUGAUGCCUUUGCUACAUUCAAGGACCUGUUAACACGCCACAAAUUGCUGGUAGCAGAAUUUCUGGAACAAAAUUAUGAUGUGAUCUUUGAAGAUUAUGAAAAACUCCUCCACUCUGAAAACUAUGUAACAAAGAGGCAAUCUUUGAAGCUGCUGGGUGAAUUGAUCCUGGAUCGACACAACUUUGCCAUCAUGACAAAAUACAUCAGCAAACCAGAAAACCUGAAGUUAAUGAUGAACUUGCUGCGAGAUAAAAGCCCCAACAUUCAGUUUGAAGCAUUCCACGUGUUCAAGGUUUUUGUGGCCAGUCCAAACAAAACACAGCCAAUUGUGGAGAUCCUGUUGAAAAACCAGCCCAAGCUAAUUGAGUUCCUGAGCAACUUCCAGAAAGAGAGGACGGAUGAUGAACAAUUCACUGAUGAGAAGAACUACCUGAUCAAGCAAAUCCGGGACUUGAAGAAGCCAACGGCGUGAGGAGCUCCUCCAGUUUUCCACUCUAGGCAUUAAUCUCAUCUGUUAAGUUCUUCUGUGUCCCUUAAACACCACAAUAGUGCUUGAGAAGGCACAGCAAGUGCCUGGGUUUGAUUUUUGUCUUUGUUCCUAGAUGUCAAGAGUAUAGGGGGGGG
Dryobates pubescens (Downy woodpecker) is the source of this 1200-nucleotide messenger RNA. It is a transcript of the gene CAB39L, whose product is annotated as calcium binding protein 39 like. The record is from RefSeq and is a predicted model, not a curated record. Gene Ontology annotation, biological process: intracellular signal transduction. Gene Ontology annotation, molecular function: protein serine/threonine kinase activator activity. NCBI's taxonomy places the organism in Eukaryota, Metazoa, Chordata, Aves, Piciformes, Picidae. Bases 44 to 1048 code for a protein of 334 amino acids. The transcript has 8 exons.